AUUACGGAAGGAGUGAUGAAUUGAAUUGCAAUUCAUUGACGAAAAAAGAUUACAUUUGUAUUAAUUGUAGGAAUAAUUCAUUCAUCACUUCAUUCACAGUUGUGUCCGCAAACUCGGCAGACAUACAAUCGAAGCGUCGUUUAAUGGGCUUGAGUUCAUCCAAAGACAUGGAAGUCCCGGAUUCGGUGAAGCGUUUGGUCGACACAUUGAUCGCUGACCACAAAGUGAUGGUCUUCUCCAAGAGUUACUGUCCGUACUGUACGAAAGCCAAGAAAGUGUUGGAGAAGUACCCGAUUGUGAGCGGACAGUAUGAGGUGAUGGAGUUGGAGAACAGGGAUGACUGCAAUCAGAUCCAGGAGUAUAUGAAACAACUGACCGGCGCCUCAUCUGUGCCCCGAGUGUUCAUCAAUGGUGUCUCUAUCGGCGGCGGUGACGAUACGGCCCGACUUGACUCUAACGGACAAUUGGGCAAAAAAUUAGAGGAAUGCCAGGCAUUGGCCCCCAGGAUAUGAACAAGACAUUUAUGGAGACAAUUGAUGUAAACAUAAGACAUUUACAAUUAACAUUUUCUUAAAUAUAAACCAAAAACUUUUUAAUACUAAAAUUUGUCAUAAUUUCUAACCAUUUAUUGGUGUCAAUAAUAAGUUAUCCAAAGAUAUUCAACAAUUUCUAAAAAUAUGAAUUAUAUUUAACUUGAAUUUUAUCUAAAUAUUAAACGUUUAAAUUAAUUAUUAUACCCAAUAA
Messenger RNA from Medioppia subpectinata, 744 nucleotides. NCBI's taxonomy places the organism in Eukaryota, Metazoa, Arthropoda, Arachnida, Sarcoptiformes, Oppiidae. The record is from the annotation of a GenBank genome assembly.